UUAAGGGUUAUGUAAAGUUGGCCCAAGCAAGAUGAAAAAACCCAAAAAAUAAGGCCCAUUUACACCGGUUGGAGGUUGAGGCUGUCGUGUUCGCCGCCUGUUCGAGUGGCGGUCAGAGAAAGUUCGGCGAUUGCGAGCGAGCAACAAUACAAUGUCGAGGUUGCGAAGACUGUUCCAAUCUUCCAUGGAUGCUACUAAGCGAGUUAUCUCCGGUAGUUUCGAUGAUUUGAUGCCUCCGCCGGAAAGAUAUAUAUUCAGCUUCAAUUCCAAGCAAGAGUUAAGCAAGUGGCAUUUGUAUUCUGAUUCUGAAUAUGGAGGUCUUUCAUCUGCAUCUCUGCAGAUAACUGAAUCUGAAAAUGGACAAAAUUCUGGAAUCUUCUCUGGGAACCUUUCCCUGGAUGUUACUCCGGGGUCUAAAUGGAACAUUAGUCGCGGUGGCUUCUGUGGAAUGCGCUCAAAAAAGUUCGAUGGCUUCAUAGACUUGGAUUCAUAUGAUACGAUUGCUAUGAAGCUUAAAGGAGAUGGCAGAUGUUAUAUAUCUACUAUUUACACGGAGAAUUGGGUCAAUUCGCCUGGACAGAUGGAAGAUAAUUCAUGGCAAGCGUUUGUUUACGUGCCUAAAGGCAACUGGUAUAUCGCAAAGAUUCCUCUAGCUAGAUAUUUACCUACUUGGAGAGGGAACGUUAUAGAUGCAGAAAUUGAAAUGAAUCCAUCCCGUGUUCUGGGCAUGUCUCUGUCAGUCAAUGCGGAGGGUGGUGUCCCAGAUGCUAGAUCUGGACCAGGUGAUUUCAGAGUUGAACUUGAUUGGAUCAAAGCCUUGAGGACACAAUGAAGUAUAUAGGUUGAUAAAAAUAAAGAAUUUUGCUCUUCUUGUAAGAUGAUAAAUUAUAAACCUAUGUUGUAAUAAUAAUGUACCUAUUUAUGAUUUAUGGUUCAUGAUUCAUAAAGGAAAAAUAUAUUUAGUUGUUA
Messenger RNA from Lotus japonicus, 969 nucleotides. Its product is annotated as probable complex I intermediate-associated protein 30. NCBI's taxonomy places the organism in Eukaryota, Viridiplantae, Streptophyta, Magnoliopsida, Fabales, Fabaceae. Gene Ontology annotation, biological process: mitochondrial respiratory chain complex I assembly; mitochondrial electron transport, NADH to ubiquinone. The record is from RefSeq and is a predicted model, not a curated record. The coding region runs from base 152 to 832 and encodes 226 amino acids. The transcript is spliced from 6 exons. Gene Ontology annotation, cellular component: mitochondrion.